AUGGGAAAGCUGUUGCCCUUCGAGCCCGAAGAAUGGGAUCUACCCCUGGGUGGAAACACGCCAUUGCCUCCCUCCGCUGCUGCAGAAACUCAUAGCAAUGAGUCGAAGAACCCCAAGAGGGACCCCCACUUCUUCAGUAACACAGCAACUCCAACUCCUCUGUGCUCCUCACUGUGUCUCCUGACUCCCCAGGAAGAAGUCUCCUAUGAGGAGAGAGCCUGUGAAGGAGGGAAGUUUGCCACUGUGGAAGUCACAGACAAGCCUGUGGACGAGGCCCUCCGGGAAGCAAUGCCCAAGAUCAUGAAGUAUGUGGGCGGCACCAACGACAAGGGAGUUGGCAUGGGUAUGACAGUCCCCAUUUCUUUUGCCGUGUUUCCCAAUGAAGAUGGCUCCCUACAGAAGAAACUGAAAGUCUGGUUCCGGAUUCCGAACCAGUUUCAAAGCAGCCCACCGGUUCCCAGUGACGAGAGCGUGAAGAUCGAGGAGCGGGAGGGCAUCACUGUCUAUUCCACGCAAUUCGGUGGUUACGCCAAGGAAGCAGACUACAUUGCUCACGCCACCCAGCUACGUACCGCCCUGGAGGGCACGCCAGCCACCUACCAGGGUGACGUCUACUACUGUACCGGGUAUGACCCUCCCAUGAAGCCCUAUGGACGUCGGAAUGAGGUCUGGCUUGUGAAGACAUGAGUCAUUCUCUGAACUGAGAGCAUCCUGGAAGUGUGCCACUGUGUCCCCCGACUUGGGGUCAAGAGGGGGCAGUGCUUCUCCAGUUCCAGCUUUCCUUCAAAACCCCUCACUGCCAGGUUUCUAAAAUAAGCCAAGAUUGGCAGCACCGUUCUUGUGGAGUUAUAAAAUCCUGUGGCAGAUCAGAAAAAUCUCAGCAGCAUUUUCUCUGCCAUCUGGGUCACUGAAAACUGAUUUUUAAAAAUUAUCAAAUUUGUAUUUUUGUUAGUGAGGGAACAUGUGAUUUAUGCAUGAGCUUUCAUCUAUGAUUCUUCUAAGAACUUUGUCUAGAAACCAAAAAUACAUAUCUUUGACUUAAGCAGCAGA
Molecule: messenger RNA, 1050 nt
Organism: Peromyscus leucopus (white-footed mouse)
Lineage: Eukaryota; Metazoa; Chordata; Mammalia; Rodentia; Cricetidae
Gene: Hebp1
Product: heme binding protein 1
Exons: 5
Coding region: 1-687 (228 amino acids)
Source: RefSeq, a predicted model, not a curated record